GUCUAUUUCAGGCGGCGCCCGGCUCUGCCCAGACAGCGGCGGCCCGGCCCGGACACAGCCUGAGCCGGCGUGAUGCUGAAGACGACCUUCCAAGGCUUUCCGGGCCAGCAGCCUGCGCCAGGGGCCCUUGACUUCCCCGGAAGCCCCCAGAAGUUGCCCUUCGCCUCGGAGGCGGAGUCAGAAGCCUCCAUGUCGGAGGCCUCCUCCGAGGACCUGGUGCCACCCCUGGAGGCCGAGGAAGCCCCAGACAGGGAUGGAGAAGAGGCUGCGAAGAAGAAGAAGAAGAAGAAGAAGUCCAAAGGCCUGGCCAACAUGUUUAGCGUCUUCACCAAAGGGAGGAAGAAGAAGAGUCAGCCCAGCUCAGCAGAGACAGAGGGCGACUCUGAGCCCCGGCCCCGGCCGGCUGGCCGGCCGCCCACAGUGGAGGAGCUCAAGGCCGACCUGGAGCACGGGCGGCUGGAGGCGGCGGGGCCGCUGCUGGCGCUGGAGCGGGAGCUGCAGGCGGCGGCGGCGGCGGGCGGCAUGAGCGACGAGGAGCUGCUGCGGCGCCAGAGCAAGGUGGAGGCGCUGUACGUGCUGCUGCGCGACCAGGUGCUCGGCCUGCUGCGCCGGCCGCUGGAGGCGGCGCCGGAGCGGCUGCGCCAGGCGCUGGCCGUGCUGGCCGAGCAGGAGCGCGAGGACCGCGCGGCGCGGCGGCGGCGGGGGGCGGCGGCGGGGCCCGCGCCCUCGGCGCUGGCGGCCACGCGGCCCCGGCGCUGGCUGCAGCUGUGGCGGCGCGGCGUGGCGCAGGCGGCCGAGGAGCGCCUGGGCCAGCGGCCGGCCACGGCUGCCGAGGGCCGCACGGAGGCCGAGCGCGCCUUCCUGCACAUGGGCCGCACCAUGAAGGAGGACCUGGAGGCCGUGGUGGAGCGGCUGAAGCCGCUGUUCCCCGCCGAGUUCGCCGUGGUGGCGGCCUACGCCCAGAGCUACCACGAGCACUUCGCGGCGCACCUGGCGGACUUGGCGCAGUUCGAGCUGAGCGAACGCGACACCUACGUGCUGCUGCUCUGGGUGCAGAACCUCUACCCCAAUGACAUCAUCAACAGCCCCAAGCUGGCCGGCGAGCUGCAAGGAGUCAGGCUUGGGAGCCUCCUGUCCCCCAAGCAGAUCCGGCUGCUGGAGGCCACGUUCCUCUCCAAUGAGGUGGACAGCGUGAAGGAGCUGAUGGCCCGCGCCCUGGAGCUGGAGUCGCAGCGCUGGAGCCAGGAUGUGGCCCCCCAGAGGCUGGACGGCCGCUGCCACAGUGAGCUGGCCAUCGACGUCAUCCAGAUCAUCUCCCAGGGCCAGGCCAAGGCCGAGAGCAUCACCCUUGACCUGGGCACGCAGAUAAAGCACAUGCUGUUGGUGGAGCUGGCUGCGUUCCUCAAGAGCUACCAGCGUGCCUUUGAUGAAUUUCUGGAGAGGUGCAAACAGCUGAGAAAUUACAGGGCCAAUGUCAUCGCCAACAUCAACAACUGCCUCUCCUUCCGGAUGUUCGUGGACCAGAAGUGGCAGAUACCACAGGACCUCCCGAGCCACCUGCUGAGCCCCCUGAAUGAGCUCAAGAGUCAUGGCGUUGAUACCCUGCUCCAGAACCUGUUUGGGGUCCUGAAGCCGCUGUUCAAGAGGUUCACGCAGACCCGCUGGGCGGCCCCCACGCAGACCCUGGAGGAAAUUAUCUCCGUGGUGGGCGAGAGGCUGCCCGAGUUCUCUGAACUGCAGGACUGUUUCCGGGAGGAGCUCAUGGAGGUUGUACACCUGCACCUGGUGAAGGAGUACAUCAUCCGCCUCAGCAAGCGGCGCCUGGUCCUCAACACGGCAGAGAAGCAGCAGCAGCUGGCGGGGCACAUCCGGGCCAACGCCGAGCUCAUCCAGCACUUCUGCGCUCAGAACGGCUCCCCGGCAACCUGGCUGCAUCGUGCCCUUCCCACGCUCGCGGAGAUUAUUCGCCUGCAAGACCCCAGUGCCAUCAAGAUCGAGGUGGCCACGUACGCCACCUGGUACCCUGACUUCAGCAAAGGCCACCUGAGUGCCAUCCUGGCCGUCAAGGGGAAUCUGUCCAGCAGUGAAGUCAGGAGCAUCCGGACCAUCCUAGACAUCAACACUGGGGCGCACGAGCCCUCGAAGUCCCUAUUUUCACUUAUAAAGGUUGGUUAGCUGUUUCUGCGGCCUGACCUGCUUGUGAGCUCCUGGCGAGCAUCGGAUGCCACCCCAUUUGGGGGCCGUUCAGACCAGCACCAGCUUCACAGCCCCACACGGCCUCUCACGGGCGUCCUGCCUUCUGCUGCUGCUUCUGACCAGCCCUGGCCUAGGCGCAGGUCCCUGGGCCGCGGGAACUGGACAGGCCCUGGCUUGUUUACCCCUCCCGUGGCGGGGGGCAGCUAUGGGAAGCCAAGGAGGCCACACAUGAGGAGCUCCCUGUAGAUGACAGUGGAUCUUGCACGUGCUGAAGGAGGGGGCCAGGAGGGGGAGUGGCCAGGGGACAGAUCUCCGGGGUCACCGCCUGUCUGUGGAGUCCUUCCAGCCUGGGUCUCGGCACCUCCCCAGCUCCUGGGUGGGGGCCUGAGCCUCACCCCUCCUGCCUCCUCUGGUCCAGGGCUGUGUUGAGCUGGGCUCACCCAGGGCGUGGAAUGGAAGGCAGAACUGGAGGCGAGAAAAGGGAAGGAUGAGCUCUCAUCUGGGACCUGGAAAGGGGCCUGUGGGGUCACAUGGCAAGCUGGGGCGGGGCUGGCAUCAGAGCCCCUGCAGCUCAGCCCCUGACCCUUCUCU
This is a messenger RNA of Balaenoptera acutorostrata (minke whale), 2787 nucleotides long. It is a transcript of the gene TNFAIP2, whose product is annotated as TNF alpha induced protein 2. The record is from RefSeq and is a predicted model, not a curated record. Gene Ontology annotation, biological process: exocyst localization; exocytosis. Gene Ontology annotation, cellular component: exocyst. Gene Ontology annotation, molecular function: SNARE binding. Lineage: Eukaryota; Metazoa; Chordata; Mammalia; Artiodactyla; Balaenopteridae.